AUGGUGAUUGGUGACCUCACCAUUCACGAUUACUGUCAGAAGCUGAAGUCAAUUGCGGACCUCCUAGCUAACCUCGACUCUCCUGUUACUGAUCAAGCUCUCGUCAUCCAUCUCCUCAAUGGUCUCUCUGACAAGUUUGAUGACAUUAUUAAUGUUAUCAAACACAAGUCCCCAUUCCCUGGAUUCCUUGAGGCAAGAUCGAUGCUGACCAUGGAGGAAAAACGACUUUCUAAACAGACUUCCUCACUACCUCUCUCGACUGCUUCUGCUCCCGCUCUACUUUACACGGCCUCUGAUCAAUCUCGCUCUUCCAACAACAACAACGGCAACACCACCAGUGGCUUCAACAACAACCACCAGUGGCUUCAACAACCACAACCACGGCGGCUACAACAAUAA
Camelina sativa (false flax) is the source of this 399-nucleotide messenger RNA. Lineage: Eukaryota; Viridiplantae; Streptophyta; Magnoliopsida; Brassicales; Brassicaceae. The record is from RefSeq and is a predicted model, not a curated record.